AUGGUCUUUUACGAGAUUGAGGGGAAGUUUGCUUUCAAUCCAGCCUUGCUCGCGCGGUUCCGAAAAAACCAAGGACAGCCACCAUUUCGCCGCCUAACCCAUGAGCGCACCGAGAGCUUUGAAGAUGAGUAUUUUGAUUCUGGCAACCUACUAUCAAAAAGUGGCGUGUGGAUACGAAAACGCGACAAGUCUUGGGAGGCCAAAAUCCGUCGCAACGGUGAUUUUUUGCGAUCCUCCUAUUACGAAACCAACGAAACCGACGAGAUCAAGAGACUAGUUCAUACCUACCUACAUGUGGGACAUGAUUUGAGUCCCAACAAUAACUUUGGCUUGCCAACAUUGUAUCAAACAGCUUUUGGCAAUAGGGUUGGUGAAGUGGAACUUCAGGCACACCAAACCGCAGUGGCGCUGUUCGAUAUUGAUAUGUUCAUGCAAGAGUACUCAUGGUUUUUUGCAAGCGGUCGUACUCCGAAGGGCAAAACAACAGCUUAUUUUGAGUUUUACGGGUUAACCUCCGAGAACGCUUCCUAG
Molecule: messenger RNA, 531 nt
Organism: Botrytis sinoallii
Lineage: Eukaryota; Fungi; Ascomycota; Leotiomycetes; Helotiales; Sclerotiniaceae
Exons: 3
Coding region: 1-531 (176 amino acids)
Biological process (GO): thiamine diphosphate metabolic process; dephosphorylation
Molecular function (GO): thiamine triphosphate phosphatase activity; magnesium ion binding
Source: RefSeq, a predicted model, not a curated record